AUGUCAUUCUGGGAUGAGAUUCGCAAAGUUCCUCCAGUGACUCGCUUUUUAUGUGGGUCUUCUCUGGCGGUCACGUUGCCUGUCAUGUUGCAGGUGCUCUCGCCUUAUCAUGUCGUGUUCGUGCAGGAGCUGGUGACGAGGAGAUACGAGCUAUGGCGCGUGUUCACCAGUUUCUUCCUCGGGAGUUCGGGGAUAAACUACAUUUUCGACAUCGUAAUGUUGUACCGCAACUCAAAUGAACUCGAAUCGUCGCAAUAUGCCGGGCGUUCCGCAGACUACGGUUGGCAACUCCUGCUCGUUGGUGUCUCCAUUAUUGCUCUCAAUCUACCGCUGCGUUCCGUAGUACACACGCGCCCACUACUACUUGCCCUGACCUACCUGUCAUCGCGUCUUGCACCCGCAGGCAGUCAGACAUCCCUUUUGGGGCUCAUCAAUUUCCCUCUGCUCUACCUUCCUUACGUUCUGAUCGGCCUUGACCUCAUAAUGGGAGGCCCUGGAGCUGCCGCACAGAGCUUAACCGGAGUUGUGGCGGGACACCUAUGGUGGUGGGGUGUGUGGGAUACCGGCGCGUUGAGGGGGCUUGGAAGCGCACCAGGGUGGAUGCAGGCGUUGGUUGGCAGUGGAAGCGCACCUGGCGGGGGUGCCGCCGGUGGAGGUGGAGGUAGAGGUGGAGGUGCCGGUGGAGGCGUCCACGUCGUUCCACCAAGACAGGUUAGGGAGCAGCGAGAGAGCGCGCAUCGGUGGGGAAGCGGACAUCGUUUGGGAGAAAGUUGA
Molecule: messenger RNA, 774 nt
Organism: Sparassis crispa
Lineage: Eukaryota; Fungi; Basidiomycota; Agaricomycetes; Polyporales; Sparassidaceae
Exons: 5
Coding region: 1-774 (257 amino acids)
Biological process (GO): endoplasmic reticulum unfolded protein response
Cellular component (GO): Hrd1p ubiquitin ligase ERAD-L complex; endoplasmic reticulum membrane
Molecular function (GO): misfolded protein binding; ubiquitin-specific protease binding
Source: RefSeq, a predicted model, not a curated record